AUGAACAAGAAUUUUGGCGCACUUGUUGUUGAUGCGGGGGGAUUCGAGAAUCUUGAUUUCCAAGAAAAAAACUGUCGGAAUUUUAUUGACAAAACCCGACACUUAAGGUUGGGUAAAGGAGGUGGUGAAGCACUUACUGAUUAUUUUAAGAGGAUGAGGUUGAUGAAUGAUGGUUUUAUUUACGUGGUCGAUGUGGAUGAGGAGUUGAGAAUUAUAAAUGUGUUCUGGGCUAAUGCACAUAGUAAAGCAGCGUAUGAGUAUUUCGGAGAUGUUACCACCUUCGAUACGACAUAUCUAACAAAUAGAUAUGGUAUGCCAUUUGCUCCUUUUGUUGGUGUAAAUCAUUAUGGGCAGUCUAUACUGUUAGGUGCUGACUUGAUUUCAAGCGAGGACAUAAGGUUGAAGACUUCUAUCCAAAGUGCACUAUAUGAUUCAAGAACAUGCGCAGACUUUGAGGAGAAGUGGGGGCAACUUAUUCAGAAGUAUAAUCUUGGUGAUAAUGCAUGGCUGCAAGGGUUGUACAACGAGAGACCAUUUUGGGUACCAACUUACCUUAAGGGAGUAUUUUGGGUGGGUAUGAGCACUACACAACGGUCUGAAAGCAUGAAUGCUUUCUUCGAUGGGUUUGUGCAUUCUGGUACGAGUUUGAAAGAAUUUGUUGAUCAAUUUGACAAUGCACUGAGAAAGAAGGUGGAGGUCGAGACGACAGCUGAUUUCAAUUCCUCCAACCAAACCAUCCCAUGUUCAUCUCCAUUCCGCAUAGAGAAGCAGCUUCAAGUAGUGUAUACGAAUGCAAAAUUUAAAGAGGUCCAAAGAGAGGUGUGGGGGAUGAUUUUAUGUAACUGCAUACUUAUUAGCAAAGAUGGUUACAUUUCCACCUUCAAUAUUUUGGAUGAAAUCACGACUAAUGAUGAUAACGUCAAAAGUGUCAAGUACUCAGUUUACUUUAACGAGGAGGAGUGUGAUGUGAAAUGCACUUGUGCAUUGUUUGAGAUGAGGGGGAUUCUCUGUAGACAUGCAUUGAACGUUUGCCAGAUGAAGAAGAUUCAUGCGUUACCAGAUAAGUACAUCUUAGAUCGAUGGAGGAAAGACUUAAAGAGGAGAUACACAGUGGUAAAAAGUAGCUACGAUGACUUGCGGCACAAUGCGGACUCACGGAGGUAUGAGCUUGUGGUGAAACGAUGUCUAAAAUUAGCGACCCGUGUAUCCCCAAGUUAUGACCAUGUUAAUGCAUUCAUGCGCCAUUUGGAUGAGUUUGAGAAUCAAUUUAAAGGAUUAACACUUGAGUCCGGUUCAACCUAA
Juglans regia (Persian walnut) is the source of this 1302-nucleotide messenger RNA. RefSeq names its product protein FAR1-RELATED SEQUENCE 5-like. The transcript is spliced from 2 exons. Bases 1 to 1302 code for a protein of 433 amino acids. Gene Ontology annotation, biological process: regulation of DNA-templated transcription. Gene Ontology annotation, molecular function: zinc ion binding. The record is from RefSeq and is a predicted model, not a curated record. NCBI's taxonomy places the organism in Eukaryota, Viridiplantae, Streptophyta, Magnoliopsida, Fagales, Juglandaceae.